AUGGAUCCUCCACUGAAGGGCGAAGACCACAAUGACGACGAUGCGCAGUUGGCGCAGAUGGGACAUAAGUCGGAGUUGAAGCGUCAAUUCUCCCUACUGUCCAUGCUUGGGCUUGCUUUUGCCAUUUUGAAUUCAUGGACUGCUUUGUCUACAAGCUUGUCGCUCAGUCUUCCAUCGGGUGGCAGCACCAGUGUUGUCUGGGGCUUGGUUACUGCAGGCAUUUGCAAUUUGUGCAUGUCUGCUUCACUCGCUGAGUUCCUCUCCGCCUAUCCCACUGCCGGAGGUCAAUACCACUGGGUAGCUGUGAUUUCUUGGCCCAAAUGGAUGCCCAUCUUGUCUUGGAUUACUGGCUGGGUGAACUGCGCCGGCUGGGUUGCCCUGGUUGCGACUGGUGGUCUACUUGGUAGUCAACUCGUGAUUGGAGUGAUCUCUUUAAUGCACCCGACUUAUUCAUCUGAGCCAUGGCAGCAGUUUCUGAUCUAUAUCGGUUACAAUGUGGCUGGAUUCCUCAUCAAUGCCUUUGGAAACAGUAUCUUGCCCUACUUCAACAAGGCUGCUUUUACUUGGUCGCUGGGUGGUUUCACAAUAAUUUGCAUUACAGUCCUUGCUUGUUCCUCACCCAAUUUCAACUCCGGCGACUUCGUCUUUCGACAGUUCAUCAAUACGACCGGGUGGCCUGAUGGUGUUGCCUGGCUUCUUGGACUUCUGCAAGGAGGACUGGGUGUUACAGGAUUCGAUGGUGUUGCGCAUAUGAUCGAAGAAAUUCCUAACCCAUCAGUGGAAGGACCUAAAAUUAUGAUUGCCUGUGUUGGCAUUGGUACCGUUACUGGUACCAUCUUCCUCGUCAUUCUCCUGUUUGUCGCUGGCAGUAUCAAAGAAAUUACCGAAUCUUCAGCGGGACCACUUUUGGCUAUCCUAUAUCACGCAACUGCCAACAAAGCCGGUGCUGUUUGUUUGUUGGUCUUUCCCCUCGUGUGCAUGUUAUUUGCUACUACUGCUAUCAUGACUACUAGCAGCCGCAUGUGUUUUGCAUUUGCUCGUGAUGGCGGCUUGCCCUUUUCGCCCUUCUUCUCAAAAGUACACCCCAAACUAAAAGUCCCUCUUAACACACUCUACCUCAACCUUGCUUUGGUGAUCAUCUUCGGCUUGAUCUUCCUUGGCUCCUCCAGCGCCUUCAAUGCCAUCAUCUCCGCUUCCGUUGUUCUACUCGAUCUUGCCUAUGGCAUUCCAAUCGCCAUUAACUGUAUUCGAGGACGUAAUACACUUCCGGAGAGAUCAUUUGUUCUUCCCCAUGUCAUUGGAUGGGUGUUGAACACGAUCUCGCUGGUAUAUAUUACCCUCACCACCGUCCUGUUUCUCUUCCCGCCAGAUCUUCCCGCCACCGGCAGCAAUAUGAACUACUGUGUCGCUGCAUUUGGAAUUGUCUUUGUUAUUUCUUCCAUCACAUGGAUUGCCGAUGGUCGCAAGAAUUACGUGGGUCCCCGCAUUGAGGUAGAGGUUCUCUCUGGUCAGGUAGGAGACCAACCACAUGAACCGAUUCCUAUGGUGGAGCAGAAGGCUUAA
Messenger RNA from Penicillium angulare, 1563 nucleotides. Its product is annotated as GABA permease GabA. The record is from RefSeq and is a predicted model, not a curated record. NCBI's taxonomy places the organism in Eukaryota, Fungi, Ascomycota, Eurotiomycetes, Eurotiales, Aspergillaceae. Gene Ontology annotation, biological process: transmembrane transport. The coding region runs from base 1 to 1563 and encodes 520 amino acids. Gene Ontology annotation, molecular function: transmembrane transporter activity. The transcript is spliced from 17 exons. Gene Ontology annotation, cellular component: membrane.